GUAAAAGUAACGGCAGAUGCUUAUUUAGACUGAUACACCUUGCCUUCAGCUUUGCUAAUCAUCCUUUAUAUAAGGGAUGACCUAUUUUAUGGUUGCUUCUAAGCAAGAUAAUUAAGUAAUUUUAGCAUAAGGUUAAGACUUCAAAAAUGAGAAAAAUUCCUUUCUUCAAGCACAAAUUUAACCCAAUGAAGGAGGCCUAUCCUCAAAAUUACAGUAAGAAUCCAAAGAAGAAUCUCUUAUUUCACAAAGACAAAUUGGCGAUUCCUCCAAGUGAGCCUUACAAACCAGGAGUUUAUACAAAAUUUGCUGAUAGAGGAAAGGACCCACUUAUCCCUUGCCAAUCAACUUUCGAAGCACAUGUAUGCCUUUACAAGGCGCUUAAAAAUAAACGAUUUGAGGAAUUUAGUGCAAAAUUUGAUGAAUUCUCUGAAGAAAUCAAUAACUUCGAGGUCAAUCAGAUGUCAAAGAUCUUAAAGAACCUAUCAGAAGGAUACAUUAAUCUCAAAAAUGCGCACGAGGUUUAUCCUGAAGAGGUCACUCAGAUCGAUGCUAUCACUAGUCUUCAGAAGGAUAAAAAGGUGUUCAAAAUUUUCCGUCAAAUUAGAAAGGAUUAUAUUGAGCAACUGAAGUUUCAUCAGGAACUUUCGAAAAGUAAAGCACAUAAACCACCACACUUGUACAUCGCUUACAUAAAUCUCUGACUGGACACAUACAUGUAUCAUUGCACUCCAAGAUUUCAAGAAAUAAUGCAUCCCACUAAUAAUGAGAUAAGCUGGCCACUUAAAGUGGAUCUGGACAACAAACUCUAUCUUGAGAAAUUUUACAGAGCGAAAUUUGACAAAAAUCCCAAAAUUUUCAUGGGUGUGAAGGUCAGAUCAAAAGAAUUGUUCAGUAGAUACUCUAAAGCAGAAGGGACGAAUUUUCAUAAAUAAAUCUCAACCAGUCA
Moneuplotes crassus is the source of this 946-nucleotide messenger RNA. Lineage: Eukaryota; Ciliophora; Spirotrichea; Euplotida; Euplotidae. The record is from the annotation of a GenBank genome assembly.